This is a messenger RNA of Musa acuminata subsp. malaccensis (wild Malaysian banana), 1709 nucleotides long. Its product is annotated as tubulin beta-7 chain. Gene Ontology annotation, cellular component: microtubule; cytoplasm. The record is from RefSeq and is a predicted model, not a curated record. NCBI's taxonomy places the organism in Eukaryota, Viridiplantae, Streptophyta, Magnoliopsida, Zingiberales, Musaceae. Gene Ontology annotation, biological process: microtubule cytoskeleton organization; mitotic cell cycle. Gene Ontology annotation, molecular function: GTPase activity; structural constituent of cytoskeleton; GTP binding.
AUUUGGAUUGCAAGAAAAGCCACCAGUCCACGAUUCCACCUGCCUCCGACCUCCUCCGCUUCUCCUCUUCUUCCUCGUCCACGCCACCGCCGCUGCCGUCGCCUCGACCUCGUGAAGAUGAGGGAGAUCCUCCACAUCCAGGCGGGGCAGUGCGGAAACCAGAUCGGCGCCAAGUUCUGGGAGGUGAUCUGUGAUGAACACGCGAUCGACGCCACCGGGGCGUACGCCGGUGACUCCGACCUCCAGCUCGAGCGCAUCAGCGUCUACUUCAACGAGGCCGUCGGUGCUCGGUACGUGCCGCGGGCCGUCCUGGUUGACCUCGAGCCCGGCACCAUGGACGCCGUCCGCUCCGGGCCCUUCGGUCGCAUCUUCCGCCCCGACAACUUCAUCUACGGCCAGUCCGGCGCCGGAAACAACUGGGCAAAGGGCCACUAUACCGAGGGUGCCGAACUCGUCGACGCUGUGCUCGACGUCGUCCGCUCCGAGGUCGAGAAGUGCGAUUGCUUGCAAGGAUUCCAGCUAUGCCAUUCAUUGGGAGGUGGCACUGGAUCUGGCAUGGGCACUCUUCUUAUCUCAAAGAUCAGAGAGGAAUAUCCAGAUCGCAUGAUGCUCACCUUUUCCGUCUUUCCAUCACCAAAGGUCUCGGAUACAGUAGUAGAGCCAUACAAUGCUACUCUUUCAGUUCAUCAACUUGUUGAGAACGCUGAUGAAAGUAUGGUCCUUGACAAUGAAGCUCUCUAUGACAUCUGUUUUCGCACUCUCAAGCUCACCACACCUACCUUUGGUGACCUGAAUCACCUUAUCUCGGCCACCAUGAGUGGUGUCACAUGUUGCUUAAGAUUCCCUGGUCAGCUUAACUCUGACCUCCGGAAACUGGCAGUCAACUUGAUCCCUUUUCCCCGCCUCCAUUUCUUCAUGGUUGGAUUUGCACCCUUGACUUCAAGAGGCUCACAGCAGUAUUAUGCCCUCACCGUGCCGGAACUGACCCAGCAGAUGUGGGAUGCUAAGAACAUGAUGUGUGCUGCUGAUCCACGCCAUGGGCGCUAUCUCACUGCUUCAGCCAUGUUCCGAGGAAAAAUGAGCACAAAAGAAGUGGAUGAACAGAUGAUCAAUGUCCAAAACAAAAACUCCUCCUACUUUGUGGAGUGGAUACCAAACAAUGUCAAAUCUAGCGUGUGCGACAUCCCACCGAAAGGGCUGAAGAUGGCAUCGACCUUUGUUGGGAACUCAACCGCCAUUCAGGAAAUGUUCAGCCGGGUCAGUGAACAGUUCACGCUAAUGUUCAGGAGGAAGGCCUUCUUGCACUGGUACACCGGUGAGGGGAUGGACGAGAUGGAGUUCACUGAGGCAGAGAGUAAUAUGAAUGAUUUGGUCGCCGAGUACCAGCAGUACCAGGAUGCGACAGCUGAGGAGUACGAGGUGGAGGAAGAAGAAGAGGAAGAGGCUGCCUGAAGCAAGACCUCCGUUCUGGUUGCUUCGAGUGGGUUUGGUUGUUGUGACAUCGAGGACAGCUUCAUCAAUGUCUGUAUGCUUCAUAUUAUGUGUGAAUGUGAUGUUGUGAAUUCUCAACUGCUGACAAUAAGAUUUCUAUGUACUUAUUUGUGGUUGCUGUUAUGAACAUCUGAUUUGUUGUCAUGCAAAUCACCUGUAAUAUUGCACUGCAUUGUGUACUGAAUUUGAAUCGGCUAUAGAAAAAAUUGUUGCACGAA